Messenger RNA from Calliphora vicina (urban bluebottle blowfly), 2103 nucleotides. RefSeq names its product myoneurin-like. NCBI's taxonomy places the organism in Eukaryota, Metazoa, Arthropoda, Insecta, Diptera, Calliphoridae. The transcript is spliced from 3 exons. The record is from RefSeq and is a predicted model, not a curated record. Gene Ontology annotation, molecular function: RNA polymerase II cis-regulatory region sequence-specific DNA binding; DNA-binding transcription factor activity. Gene Ontology annotation, biological process: regulation of transcription by RNA polymerase II. Bases 83 to 1870 code for a protein of 595 amino acids.
UAUUUAUGUAUCUAGUUUUUCAGUUGUUUUCAUAUUAUCUAAAUGUUAUUAACAGAAAAGAAAUAAAAAUAAUCCUAAAAAAAUGGCAACAAAAGUUCUAAAUAUUCAGGAUUUUGCUGGCUAUAUUAAAUGUGGAGAAAUCCUUAAAUCACCUUUACCGAAUUAUCAGUAUCCAUUUGUUCUGAAAUGUUAUCAAUGUGAUAAAAUCAAUUUCAUUUUGGAAUCAUUUAUUAUACAUGUCCAGGAACAUUGCAAAGGGCUCCCAGUUGCAACUGAAAAUAUUGAUAUAAAAAUUUUAAACGAAGAUGAAGCCGACUGUGAAAAUUUUGAAAACCCUUUAAUAAAAGUGGAGACCAUUAUUAUGGAAGUGGAUGACCCUCUAGUUGGAAUUAAAGAUGAAGUUACUGAAGAAAAUUCGAAUGGUAAAACUAAUAUUAAUAACAUUGAAGAUGACGAAGACUUUGAAGAUAAUUCGUGCGAUUCAGAUGAAGAUUUUCAAACAGAUGAUACCGAUACGGAUGAGGAUGAAAUAACAACUAAAUCAACUAAAUCUACUAAUAAGAAAAGGAAAAGUUUAAUUCCUCCUACCGUUGAGUCAUUUAUGAAAUCCAAACCAAAUAUAAAAAUUUUAAUUGAACUGUAUAAAAAUAAACCAAACUUGUGGAAUAAAGAUUUACAUUUUUAUCGUCUUAAAGAUAAAAGGCAGACAACUUUUGAAGAAAUUACUAAAGAUUUAAAUAAUAAACUAAAUUCAACAUUAACCUGUAAAGAAGUAACAGAUAUUAUUUCUUACAUAUAUCUUAGACACCGAACGGAUUUCAAACGGCUUCGACGCUACGAAGAAGACGAAAGGUAUUCAAAGGACAAGAAUUAUAAGCGAUCAUGGUUUUUUGAUGAUUUAUAUUUCCUAAGGCCUCAACAAGUUAUACAACUACAGAAAUUGGAUUCAAAUUUACCCGAUUUAACAAGUGAAGAAGUGAUUCAAAUAAUACAAAUAUAUAGAGAAUUUCCACAUCUAUGGAACUCAAAUCUAAUUGAAUUUAUAUGUUCAAAUAAACGGCAUGCUGCUUACAUUGAAAUGUUGAAGAGUUUGGAGACAAAAAUGAACAUUAAAAUAAGUAUCACAGUAUUGGAAGAAUACUUACGUAGCAUACAUAAUUAUUUUUCAAGAGAAAAACGCCUUAGGAAGAAAAAUACAAAAGCAAAAAAACAUGUAGACGAAUACUAUGACCAACUCUUGUAUUUAUUUGAUCAUGUGGGACCAUUCAACUGCACCCAAUGUAAACGAGUUUUGACAAAGCCUUUACUAUUUAAAUUUCAUAAAUCCACCCAUGACGAUUCUGUACCAUUUAUAUGUUCUCAAUGCAACAAGGAGUUCAAAACAAUUCAAUCAUAUACCGUUCAUGCUAAACGUCACUUUGAGGAUCUCGAAUUUGCGUGCAGUAUAUGCGAUAAGAAAUUCGUAGCUUAUGGAGUUCUUAGAUUGCACAUGUUAACACACACUGGCGAUAGGCCAUAUUGUUGCGAAAUAUGUGGUGCUUCAUAUCGUCAAGUUCAAUGCUUAAAUAGGCAUAGGAGACGUCAUUUAAAGCGAUAUUCACAUACAUGUUCUAUUUGUUCUAAAGGGUAUUAUUCUAAAAAGACCUAUGAGGAUCAUAUGAAUUCGCACAUGAACAUAAGACAACAUAUUUGCCAACUGUGUGGCAAAGGAUUUAUUACCAGCAAAGCAUUAAAGACACAUUCCGUCACUCAUGAAGAUGCUAGAAAUCAUGCAUGCAAGUUGUGUGGUAAAACAUUUAAGCUUAAAAUUGGUGUACUACAACAUAUGCGAACGCAUGGCACCAGAAUUGAAAUUGAAGAUAAAAAUUGAACGAACAAAUAUUAAAAAAAAAUAAAUUUAAAGUAAAUGAAUAAUUUAAAGUAAAAAUCUGUAUUUUGUAGUUAAAAUUUUAUUGUUAGCAUUUUUUUUGAGAAUACACAAGAAAUCAAAUGCAGAAGUUGAAUUAUUUUAAGUUGAGACUUAGUUAUAUUGAGUUAAGUUAAAGAAAAAGUAUAUAUUUACAUUGAAAGAAAUACACAUUUCAAGAAUGUAUGAAAAUAUCA